Molecule: messenger RNA, 1662 nt
Organism: Danio rerio (zebrafish)
Lineage: Eukaryota; Metazoa; Chordata; Actinopteri; Cypriniformes; Danionidae
Gene: syt10
Product: synaptotagmin X
Cellular component (GO): membrane; transport vesicle membrane; synapse
Source: RefSeq, marked provisional
AUGAAUGUCCGCACAGAGGACGGCAUCAGCCUGUGCCAAAGGGCUCUCCAAAUAGUGACAGAGCUGUGCCUCGCCGGGCACGUCGACCGGGAGAAAUGCGCGGAUAUAUUUCCACUGGAGAGCAACAUACCAGGUAAAGGAAGUUCAGACAUCUCUGUAAGUCUUCUAGCUGUGGUCGUAGGUUUCUGUGGGCUCGCCCUUUUGGUAGUCUCUCUCUUUGUCUUUUGGAAGCUGUGCUGGCCCAUUUGGAGAAGCAAGGCGUUCACGUCCAAUGCUGACAGCUGUCCGCCGGGGGUGCUGCUCGAGGCCCCCCCUGCACCACCUCCGGUGUCUCGUUCUGUUUCUCCUUAUGCUGAGGCAAAAGCCGUUGGAGUUGCAGGACGACAGCCAUUGCAAAUCCAGCAUGAGGAUGAGGAGGACAAGAAGUGGAAGGUACCAGAGGUGAAAGUGAACGGCCGCAGUUCGGUUAAGAUCCUAGAGGCGGCCAUGAAGAUCAGCCAGACGUCACCAGAUAUCCCUGCUGAGGUGCAGCAGGCACUGCGGGACCGUCUGAGCAAGCAGGCCAAAAUUCAGCGGCAGACCACUGAACCUACCUCGUCCUCCAGGCACAAUUCUUUCCGCCGACACCUGCCCCGGCAGAUGAAUGUGACCAGUGUGGACUUCACUAUGGACACUCUACCUGUGCGCCAGUCUUCUGCAGUCAGCAUCGGCCGUAUCAAACCUGAACUGUACAAGCAGAAGUCUGUAGACUCUGAAGAGGGUACGAAGGAGCCGGUGGAGACGUGCGGAAAACUGAGCUUUGCUCUAAGCUAUGACUAUGAGGAACAAGCUCUUGUGGUUCGCAUUCUCAAGGCCCUGGACCUGCCCGCAAAAGACUUCACCGGUACCUCAGACCCUUAUGUGAAGAUAUACCUGCUUCCAGAGCGCAAAAAGAAGUUUCAGACGAGAGUCCACCGUAAAACCCUCAAUCCCACAUUCGACGAGGAUUUCCGUUUCCCUGUGGAGUACAGCGAGCUGUGUAAUCGCAAGCUGCACUUCAGCGUGUACGACUUUGACCGCUUCACGAGUCAUGAUAUGAUUGGUGAGGUGGUGGUUGAUAACCUGUUUGAGCUGUCUGAUCUAUCACGCGAAGCCGUGGUUUGGAAGGACAUCCUUGCAGCCACUACAGAGAGCGUGGAUCUGGGUGAAAUAAUGUACUCCCUUUGCUAUCUUCCCACGGCUGGACGCAUGACCCUCACAGUCAUCAAAUGUCGCAAUCUAAAAGCCAUGGACAUAACUGGCUAUUCUGAUCCAUACGUUAAAGUAGCCCUCAUAUGUGAUGGUCGGAGGCUGAAGAAGCGGAAGACGACCACCAAAAAGAACACACUCAACCCGGUCUAUAACGAGGCCAUCAUUUUCGACAUCCCACCUGAGAAUGUGGAGCAGGUCAGCCUGUCAAUCACGGUGAUGGACUACGACAGAGUUGGACACAAUGAAGUGAUAGGGGUGUGCAGGGCGGGGCCGGAUGCCGAGGGUCUUGGAAGAGACCACUGGAACGAGAUGUUAGCCUAUCCACGCAAGCCCAUCACCCACUGGCAUGCACUAUGUGAGUGGCCAGGACGGGCAUCCAGCUUUGAGAGUCAAGGAUCAUGUCCAUCUCCAAAACCACCACAGACCCCUUAA